AUGGCACACUUGUUGGCGAGACCGCCGUGCCUGGCGGCGCUGCACGGGCUGCAUCUGCGGACGCUGAGGGCGAGCCCGCUCCUGGCCGCGCACCGCGCGCCCGGCCCGCGUCAGCAGUGCGUGUGCAGGGUGGCAUUCCGGUCCAAACGCAGCGGCCGUGGGAAGGGAGGCCGGGGCAGGGGCGGGCGAGGAGGCGGUACGUCUGAGGCCAAGCCGAGAAAAACGCGUCGUUCGGACAAACGCGGGGACGAAACGGACGAGGAGCACAAGGUCUUCGACGAGGUCAAAGUGACGGUCAAGGCGGGCGACGGAGGAAACGGCGAGAUCGCAGAGCGGGGAAAGGGCAAGUGGGUGAAGAACUUCAAGUACCGCCCGGGCGGAAACGCCCCGAAACAGAUCUGGCUGCCGGCGUCCAAGCCGGCCGACGGCUACGACGGCGCCGACGUGGUGCUCUUCGUGGACCCGGCCUGCGACAGUCUGCUGCACCUGCGCGGGAAGAAGAUGCUCACCGCGCCGAAGGGCUCUCGCGGGGACCCGGCGAAGGGGAGCGGCGGCGCGAAGAAGAGAAAAACCACGACCCUGGUCGACCAGCCGCGCAAAAUGCCGCCGCUGCGACUCCCCGUGCCGCCGGGAACAGUCGUGAAGCGGAGCGGCAACGGCCGGCUGAUCAAGGAGCUCAUCAACCCGGGCGACAAGGUCGUCGUCGCGCGCGGCGGCAUGGGCGGGCAGGGCGUCAGCCGCCCGUCGCGCGCCGAGACCGCCAACCGCGGGCGCCGCGCCCCCAGCCCCGACGGCACGGUCGAAGUCGUCGAGGUCGAAGACGUCAACUGGCGCGAGGACGCCCGCGGGGGGCCGGGCGAACAGAUCACCCUCAACCUCACCCUUCGCGUUGUCGCUGAUGUGGGGCUCGUAGGGCUUCCCAACGCCGGGAAGAGCUCCCUGCUCGCAGCGCUCACGCGGGCCGCGCCCGAGGUCGCGCCGUACCCGUUCACGACGCUGAUGCCGAACCUGGGCGUCCUGCCGUCUGGCGGGUCUGGUCCGCGGCCUGUGCUGGCGGACCUGCCUGGGCUGAUCGAAGGCGCGCACGUGGGGCGCGGGCUCGGGCGGCGGUUCCUGCGGCACCUGUCGCGGACGCGCGCGAACCUGCAGGUCGUCGACGCCAGCGUGGAAGACCCCCGGGGGGACUACUGGGCGAUUCGGGAGGAGUUGCGCAUGUACAACCCCGAGUACGUCCAGCGGCCGCACGUGGUGAUUCUGAACAAGAUCGACGUGGAGGGCGUGAAGGAGCGCAUCGAGGAGGUCCGCGCGGGCAUCCUGGAGGUGGCGGAGCACUUGGCGGAGGAGCACGCAAAGGACGCGCCCACACUGCCGGCGGCGGUCGUGCCGCUGUCGGCGCAGACGGGCGAGGGCGUGGACGAGCUGAACCGCGUGAUGGCGGAGGUGCUCGCGCCGCUGAUCGGGAUGGAGAUCGCGCCGCCUGGCGAGGAGGCCGAGGGGUUGGAGGCACUGUGGGGGGAGUUGGGGGAGGAGUGGGAGGACAUCCCGUGA
Molecule: messenger RNA, 1548 nt
Organism: Pedinophyceae sp. YPF-701
Lineage: Eukaryota; Viridiplantae; Chlorophyta; Pedinophyceae
Source: the annotation of a GenBank genome assembly